Molecule: messenger RNA, 2472 nt
Organism: Danaus chrysippus (African queen)
Lineage: Eukaryota; Metazoa; Arthropoda; Insecta; Lepidoptera; Nymphalidae
Source: the annotation of a GenBank genome assembly
AUGAUGGAAGUCGACGGCGUGGAGAGUUGGAACAAUCCUAUGGAAGGAGCGAAAUUCGCAAAUUUAAAAGCUUUUGUAAAUGCUGCUCGUGAAUUUGAAGCCACUCACAGUGAAUCUGCAAUAAAUAUGAUGACUCGUUAUUUAGGGUUAAUAGCUUCAUCAUGUGAUCUUACAAUAUUUUCUCCCGGUCGGAGCGAGGUGUGCGCGUUUUUUAGUUCUCUCUGGAGGGUAAUGUGUGAUGCGAGAGGCCCUCACUGGGCAGGCGUAGCGGUACUCGCCCGGGCCGCUAUAGAAUCGAGUACUAGACAUGCCUUAACACAUACGUACAAGUUUAUGCCUAUUUUGGCAAGACUUCUCUCUGACAAUAUUUCAAAUGAUAAAAAAAUUAAACUUCUGUCUGUGAUGCAGGACAUCUCAUAUGGUAUAAAAAUAAGCUGGCAAGAGUCCUAUCUCACUGGACUCAUGAAACAGCUCACCGAUUGGAUAACGCAGCCCAUGACGGAACCACAGCAGCGUGCUAUUGGUCACAAAUCAUUGACUGUACUUGUUAAUGUGUGCUAUGGGAACCUGCCGGCAAUAUAUGCUUUAAUGAGGACUGUAGAUACUAAAGAGUUUGUUGUGCAUCUGAUUAGUUUAAAGGAUGGUGCAUAUGGUGGUGUUGAAGUAUGCCGUCUGUUACUCUGCCUCUCAAGCGCGACCCGCGGCGCUGCUUCUACUAGACAGCCAGACGUCCACAGCUACUUAUGUUGCACAAUGCGGACAUUCUCUAAGGCUAUAGUUGAAAAGGAUUCAACGCAAUUACUUCAUGCCUACACAUUCAUUAAAGAUCUCUGCUCAGACAGCAGCUUAAGAAAUUAUGUUCUAACAUACACAAAAUUUAAUAAUGCACUUCAAGAUUCAUUGAAUAACAUUGAAGAAUUAUGUAAAACAUCUCCAGAUGAUAUGGGCGAAUCUGAGAAUUGUUCGAAUUGUUUAUGCAAUGUGCUGAAAUUUCUCACAGUUUUAGUCAAUUUAGAUAUAUAUUCAUUGAGAAGUUUUCACAGUCAGCUAGUAUGUCUGUGUAUGAAAUCAUCUCGAAUUUGUUUGCCGGAGUCUUUAGAGCUUUUUGCUGCUAUCGUUUCCGUAUAUAAAGACGAGGGCGCCCUGCCAAGGGAAUUGAUAUCAGUAAUAAAUGAUGGAUUACCAGCUUUAUUGGUACCGCCGGCUUUGGAGCCGGGUAAAUCUGGUUUACAAUGGUUACAAGUAGUGGGAGUGUUAUGCGAAAUGAGUGAAACACAAGAGCGGGUGUUGCAGGAAGUAACUCCUGACGCCUUCGAGGACACCCUGUAUAGUGUGUUACAAUAUACAUCACAGAACGGCCCUAUGGGCACCGAGACGGCCCAGCAGUGUGUGGUAGUGGCAUGUCGCGGCGGGCUGUGUUUGGCGCCGCUACACACACACUGGGAGGCAGCCUUCAACAGGAUGCUCGCACACCACCAGGUCCGUAAGUUGUUAAGUGCGGGUCUCACAAGCGGUAGCGGUCCUCGUCGCAGACAGAUCUUACAAUUGAUCAAACAUCACUAUUUUCCAUCUGAACAUAUGAAUCAGAUAUUUGGUGAUAAUCUUCAAAAUGUAUCCGAUAUAAGUGUGGAAAGUGUGUCGCCUCGCGAGGAAUUUGAUAGUGUAUGGUCGGACAGACUCACACCAGCUCAGGAAAGAGCUAUCGAUGAGCUCAUCAAUAUGAUGAGGGAAUCUCUAGUCAGUGGGAAGAUAAAUGACAUAGCUACAUCAAGUGUAAUGGAACUCUAUGGCUACAAGAUGACUUGCUUAGAACAGAGGUUACAUUCACAUUCAUUAGCGUUACAGGGAGCCUCAGAGCAUAUGGCGUCACUACAACACGCACUUGCAUUAUUACAAGCAACAAAUACAUCACAGCAAGAUGUAUUAUACACUACACAGAUGCAGAAUGAAAAACAUAAAAAGGUAAUAGAGGAUCUUCACAAACAAUUGGAAGACGCUGAAACAACUGUGCGGGGAUACCGAGCGAAGUUAGCGGCGGAGAGAUUGGAUAAAGAAAAUCAAAAAGAGCACUUACAAAAAGAAUUGCGAGCUCAAAUAGCUACCAUAGAAAAUGAAAUGAAAGUACGCGAAAGAGAAUUAGAAGAGCGUUUGAAGCAACAGGAAGCCGAUAAUAGAACAUUACAAAAGAAAUUGGAACAACAGUCAAACAAGAACAACGAGCUGGCCGGAGUGUUGAUAAAGUUCGAGGAACGAGUUAAACAGAGAGAUAAGAAGUUGGAGGAAGCGGCCGCCGCUGACACCGCGCUCAGGAAGGAAAUAGAACAGAGGGAGAAUACUAUAAAACAGUUAGAGAAAACAGUAGUGGAGCGUGAGAACAGAUUGUUCCAAGUGACUUCACAGCUUGAAGAAAUGAAACGAGUCCAGGAAAUGGUCGCUAAGCUAAUGAGCAAAAGCGCGUCUACUACCAGCUAG